UUACAUUACUUUUUUUUUUUUUUUUGGUUUUGCCUUAAAAUAAUCGAGUUCAUCAUUUUAUAAGAAAAAACAAUAAUAAUAAUAUAAAGUCCAUGUCGUGGUUUCUGAUAGCGGCAGCGGCAAUCGUCGCCGUCGUAGCUUACAAGCUGAUCCAACGGCUGAGAUUCAAGUUACCACCCGGUCCACGCCCCAAGCCGAUCUUCGGUAACCUCUACGACAUAAAACCGGUCCGGUUCAGAUGUUACUACGAGUGGGCUCAAUCAUAUGGACCAAUCAUAUCGGUCUGGAUCGGUUCGAUUUUAAACGUCGUUGUAUCUAGUGCGGAGCUAGCGAAAGAAGUCUUGAAAGAGCAAGACCAGAAACUCGCCGACCGGCACCGGAACAGAUCCACGGAAUCAUUCAGCCGCGGCGGUCAGGAUCUUAUAUGGGCGGAUUACGGUCCUCACUACGUCAAGGUGAGAAAAGUUUGCACUCUUGAGCUCUUCACACCUAAACGACUCGAGUCUCUCAGACCUAUCCGUGAAGAUGAAGUCACCGCCAUGGUCGAAUCAGUCUUCAAUGACUAUAACCUUCCUGAAAACAGAACAAAAGGUUUACAGCUGAGGAAGUACUUAGGAGCGGUUGCGUUCAACAACAUAACGCGACUAGCAUUUGGGAAGCGUUUUAUGGACGCGGAAGGUGUGGUGGACGAGCAAGGGCUUGAGUUCAAGGCCAUAGUAUCCAACGGUCUGAAGAUAGGUGCUUCACUGUCGAUAGCUGAACACAUCGAGUGGCUCCGGUGGUUGUGUCCGGCCGAUGAGAAGUCGUUUGCUGAGCAUGGUGCUCGUCGCGACCGCCUCACGCGAGCAAUCAUGGAGGAGCACACUUUGGCCCGUGAAAAGUCUAGCGGAACGAAACAGCAUUUCGUUGACGCGUUGCUUACUUUGAAAGAUCAGUAUGAUCUUAGUGAUGAUACUAUCAUUGGCCUUCUUUGGGAUAUGAUCACGGCAGGGAUGGACACGACAGCGAUUACAGCUGAAUGGGGGAUGGCUGAAAUGAUCAAGAAUCCGGAAGUGCAACAAAAGGUGCAAGAAGAGUUUGACCGAGUGGUUGGACUUGAUCGGAUCUUAACUGAGCAAGAUUUCUCCCGCUUACCUUACUUGCAAUGUGUGGUGAAAGAGUCAUUCAGGCUGCACCCUCCGACGCCUCUAAUGCUCCCUCACCGUAGCAACGCAGACGUCAAGAUCGGAGGCUACGACAUUCCCAAAGGAUCAAACGUCCAUGUGAAUGUUUGGGCGGUGGCUAGAGACCCCGCCGUAUGGAAAGAUCCAUUGGAGUUUAGACCAGAGAGAUUCUUGGAAGAAGAUGUUGACAUGAAGGGACAUGACUUUAGGCUGCUUCCGUUUGGAGCAGGACGACGGGUUUGUCCCGGUGCACAACUUGGUAUCAACUUGGUGACUUCGAUGAUGAGUCAUUUGCUUCACCAUUUUGUUUGGACACCGCCUCAAGGGACUAAACCGGAAGAGAUUGAUAUGUCCGAAAACCCCGGACUCGUUACUUACAUGCGUACCCCUGUUCAAGCGGUUGCAACGCCACGGUUGCCUUCGGACCUGUACAAACGCGUGCCUUACUAUAUGUAAAGAUCUCUCUGAUCUAUCUUUAAUUUGUUGCUGCUGCUCUUGAUUGUUUUUGUAGACAUAUUUCUUUCUGGUGUACCAUCGAAAACUUUUGGUGAAGAUUGGUUGCGUCAA
Messenger RNA from Capsella rubella, 1730 nucleotides. RefSeq names its product cytochrome P450 98A3. The coding region runs from base 93 to 1619 and encodes 508 amino acids. The record is from RefSeq and is a predicted model, not a curated record. The transcript is spliced from 3 exons. Gene Ontology annotation, molecular function: heme binding; monooxygenase activity; oxidoreductase activity, acting on paired donors, with incorporation or reduction of molecular oxygen. NCBI's taxonomy places the organism in Eukaryota, Viridiplantae, Streptophyta, Magnoliopsida, Brassicales, Brassicaceae.